AAAAAACUGACAACCAAAAAUUUCAAACACAAAAAAAAUCUAGAGAGAAAGAAUUUCCUAAAACAAUCUUCCUCUGAUUUCAGUCAUUAAUACACCAUCAAGACGAUGAAGAGGAUUGUUGUUAGAAAUCCUUAACCUUUAUAACCCCUUCUCUCUUAUCUCUUCUUCUUCACUGUUGUAGACGAAGGAGAAGAGAAAGAGAGGAGAAGAGCUUUUUACUUCCAUUAAUGGAUAGUAAGAGGUUCUAAAUAGAGAAAUUGAGUCUGGGUUUUGUUUAAUUUAAUUUUAGUCAAGUAAUUUAGUGUAAAGAUUGAAUUUUUUUUGUUGAGAGAUGAUGAGUAAGGAGAGAUUGGAAGAUUGGGAUGAAUUGGAAAGUGAGUUGAAUGGUUUGGAACAAGAUUGGGAGGAUUUAGAUGAUGAUUGUAGUGAGGAUCAGAGUGGAAUUGGAAGAAAGGAGGAAGUGAGUUUAUGUGAUGUUACUGAUUCAAAAGAUUGUGAUGCAAAAAGGGUUUUAGUUGGUGCUGGUGCUAGGAUUUUGUUCUAUCCAACUUUGAUGUAUAAUGUUGUCAGGAAUAAGAUUCAACCUGAUGAGUUUCAUUGGUGGGAUCAAAUUGAUCAGUUUGUAUUGCUAGGUGCUGUGCCCUUCACUACUGAUGUUCCUCGUCUGAAGGAAUUAGGUGUUCAAGGAGUUGUCACUCUGAAUGAGCCUUAUGAGACUCUGGUUCCGUCAUCACUUUAUCAUGAUCACGGUAUUGAUCAUUUGGUGAUUCCGACAAGAGACUACCUUUUUGCUCCAUCUUUCGAAGAUUUAUGCCAAGCUGUAGACUUCAUCCACAAGAAUGUCUCAAGUGGGAAAAAGACCUAUGUUCACUGCAAAGCUGGUAGGGGUCGUAGCACUACUGUUGUUCUCUGCUACCUGGCACAAUACAAGCAGAUGACACCUGUUGCUGCAUUCGAGUAUGUGAGAUCGAUCAGGCAUAGGGUUCUCCUGGCUUCUUCCCAGUGGCAGGCUGUGAAGGACUUCUAUAAUGUAAGAGUUGGGAAAGAUACCAAACCAGGCGGCCACUUCAGCAGCCAAGAUUUGAAACCUGUUGAUUUCCCAGCUGCUAUCGAAAACAUUGAGGGAUCGACAAUUGUUGAUGGCUCAAUCAUGUUGAUAACCGACUCGGAUCUUGAUGGGUAUGACAGCACUUGUGAAAACUUUGAUAGAAUGAACAAUGCCAUGUCAAAACUUUCAAAACCAUGGGUGAGAAAGAAACUUGGAAAGGAGGAUAAGUGCUCUGUAGAGGCUGAUAAGUCAGGAGUUGUUGUUGCAGGCAUCCAAGCCCGUUAGGAGGAUUUUGUCAGUUAUUCAAGAGUAGAGAGAGUAAAUGAGGCGGACAUAAAUGGAUUGUUCGUUAUCAUGUUCUGCAUGCAGUUUUUCUAUCUGCAGCAGGAUUUUAUAUUAUUUUUACCAAUUUUUCAUUGUUGUCUUUGCCGCUGCUGGUGAUGGGGGUGUUGUUGUUGUCCUUGGGUCUAUGCGUGGUACUGUGGGUGGGUAGUCGGAUAUUGCCAAAUCGGUGAUACCGGCUGAGUUGUCUGUGUAUUUGUUUCGAUUCUUUUCUUGUAGAAAAGUAUACUAUUCUUUCUUUCCAUUUUCAAUCAAAAGGAAAGAAAUAAUACUGUUGUAAUCUGAAACAUUACACCCAAGUUAAUAAAGCUGAAAUUUUUUGUGUUUCCA
Messenger RNA from Papaver somniferum (opium poppy), 1720 nucleotides. RefSeq names its product putative dual specificity protein phosphatase DSP8. Lineage: Eukaryota; Viridiplantae; Streptophyta; Magnoliopsida; Ranunculales; Papaveraceae. The transcript has 5 exons. Bases 332 to 1333 code for a protein of 333 amino acids. Gene Ontology annotation, biological process: protein dephosphorylation. The record is from RefSeq and is a predicted model, not a curated record. Gene Ontology annotation, molecular function: phosphatidylinositol-4,5-bisphosphate 5-phosphatase activity; protein tyrosine/serine/threonine phosphatase activity.